Messenger RNA from Rhodamnia argentea, 2074 nucleotides. RefSeq lists its product as uncharacterized. The transcript is spliced from 10 exons. The record is from RefSeq and is a predicted model, not a curated record. Bases 129 to 1721 code for a protein of 530 amino acids. Lineage: Eukaryota; Viridiplantae; Streptophyta; Magnoliopsida; Myrtales; Myrtaceae.
UCCUUCCUCGCCCAUCGGCCGAGAAGACGAAGAGGCGAGCCGUACGCGUCAUCACUCGCCAUCGCCAUCGCAAUCUCAAAUCUCUCUCUCUGUCUCCCCCUGUUCCAGUUGCUGUCGCCGCAAGAUCUAUGAAGAAAAAUCAUCUUUCAAGUACUAGAUCUUCAGUUGCCGGGAAUAGUGGUAAGGAAGGUACAUCUACUCAAUUAAAAGGGGAAGUUUUGCCAGGGAGCUUGAUUUGGGUCAGGCUGAAUGGUGAUUCCUGGUGGCCAGCACAGGUUGUUGAUGGUGACAGUGUGAGUGAGAGCAAUAAACCUAGUAAUAGGUUGGCGGGUGAAGUUCUUGUACGGUUGUAUGGGAGCUACAAAUAUUUGUAUGCGGAUCCUCUUAAAUGCCAAUAUGAGUUUGAAAGUGUGCUCAAACAGGAUAAUGGGAGCUAUCAUCAUGUAUUUGUGAAAGCUCUUGAGAGGGAACUUCCUAGCUCAACAUCUGCCACAUCGAAGAAACGGGGACACAAACAUACAGAGAGAAGAAGUAAUGGUGCUUCCAAGGAUAAAAAAUCAAAUCAUGUUACGGAGGAUAGAACUCACAAUCUAGAAGACAGGAAAUCAGGAGAUGCUGAUACAGAAGGUUAUAUAGACUUAAGUGCGAAGAGGCCUGGAGGACAUAGAGUUGAUACAAUAGCUGAGAGAUCUAAGACGAAGUUGGGUUCUCAAAGAGCUGAAGGAGCAAACUUGAAAGCCCCUCAUUGUGGUAAGACACACAGAAAAGAAAGGCUAAGCAGCAAUCAAGAUCCAUCAAAUAGUGAAACUUUUCAAAAAGAUGGUCUGCCAACAACACCAAGAACUGUAGAGGCAGGAGAUAUUGGCAUUUCUGGGAGAGAGAGAAUUGUAAAGUGUCUAGAGCAAAAGAAUGGGAGCAUUGAGAAUCCGAAGAUCAGAGGUCCCAAUCAAGAUGGGGUCAAGAAAAAUCACGAAUCAAGCACAGACAAUGCUUCUGUUUCAGCAAGGAGGAAGAAUUUAAAAUUGGAACAAAAUAGUGUGUCAAGCAGAAUCAAGCUGUAUGGACGAAGUGCAGCAAAACAAGCAAAACUAAGGAUUGCAGGACAGCUCGAUCCAAAGGUAAAGCCCAAGGCCGUUGUCAAAAGUAUCCAGUCGAAAGUGGAAACCAAAUCCUUGAAGCAUCAUGAGGUGAAGAAUGAACAGAAGCAGAAGAGCAUUUGCCAGCAUGAGCAACAAGGCUGUGGUGAAGUUGAUCAACAUGAUAGCAUGCCCCGAGGGUUAAAGAGGAAAGGCCGAAUCAUGGAUCAUGAUAAAGAAUGCAAAACUUUGAAGCAGGAGGAGUACCAAAAAAACUGCAAGCCAAGUAGUGUAAGGGUCGAUGAGGAUUCAACCAAUAAAUCUCCUUUGCUAGACAGGUCUGUGAAGAAGCUGAAUGCAAACAAAAGAAAAACUGAGCAAGAUAAUGUGCAAAAGGACCUCAAGCCAAAUAUAAAAUACGCCAAGGAGGAAACAAAGAUGCAAGCUGCAAAACAAGUUGAGUUGGUGAAAAAACAGAAGCCAGCGAGUGCAAUAAAAAAGAAAUCUCAGGCACCUUCUCCCAGUUCAACUGAAAGAGCUCAAGUAGUUUGCACGCGGCGAUUGCGAGUAAUGAGAAGUCUUGGUUUGAUCAGUCCUGCAGGGUCACCAUAUCAAAAGGGAGAACACCAUUGUCUUAGUUGUUGAUCGGCGUGUAAAGGAAUCAGGCUUUUUUCAAGUGAUGAUAGUUCUAUCUUCGUGACGCCUAAUUUGGUUGUCUCGCCUGCUUGGUCCAAGAAGGUUCGGUCCAAGCAAUCGACAUGCUGAACAUAUUCUGUUAGGAUAUACAAACGUUGUAGAAUGUUGAUAAUGUUGUUGGGGUACAAUGAUAUAGAAGGCGGUAACAGCAAAGCUUGAAAAACGCUAAGCUUUUAUAGUGGUGCUACCUUGAAAUUUUAUCCAAAAGAAUCAUUCCUUUAGUUCAAGGUCGCAAUUUUUGCCAUAGAUUGUGCUUCAUGUUGUCCAGAAUUUAUCGGAAAUGCUAAUGCUGAGUUUGAGAU